Centropristis striata (black sea bass) is the source of this 2169-nucleotide messenger RNA. RefSeq names its product VIP36-like protein. Lineage: Eukaryota; Metazoa; Chordata; Actinopteri; Perciformes; Serranidae. Gene Ontology annotation, molecular function: D-mannose binding. Gene Ontology annotation, cellular component: COPII-coated ER to Golgi transport vesicle; endoplasmic reticulum membrane; Golgi membrane. The transcript is spliced from 9 exons. The coding region runs from base 36 to 1127 and encodes 363 amino acids. Gene Ontology annotation, biological process: endoplasmic reticulum to Golgi vesicle-mediated transport; endoplasmic reticulum organization; Golgi organization. The record is from RefSeq and is a predicted model, not a curated record.
AAACCACGUGACCAGUUUGAAGUGGGAGUGUAAAGAUGGUUGCCGCUGUUGUCACCAAGUCAAAUCUGGGUCGAAUGACAAGUUUCUGGUGUUUACGUCCAAUGUUUCAUUUUAAAACCGUCCGUGAAUUAACAUGUUUGUUUGUUGCUGUUUGUGUUUUGAUGAGCCAGUCGUUGGCGGAAGAACAGGAGUUUCUGGAGGAGUUUCUGAAGCGGGAGUACUCUCUGUCAAAGCCUUACCGGGGGCUGGGCUUCUCUAGUUCUUCUCAGUGGGAUCUGAUGGGCACUGCUGUGGUGACACCUGACCAUGUGAGGCUGACCCCAGACCAGCAGAGCAGACAGGGGGCAGUGUGGAGUCGAAUUCCUUUCUUUGUGCGGGAUUGGGAGCUUAAGGUUCACUUUAAAAUCCAUGGCCAGGGGAAGAAGAAUCUGAACGGGGAUGGCAUGGCCAUCUGGUUAACCAGAGACCGCAUGCAGAAUGGUCCUGUGUUCGGCAACAUGAAUCAGUUUGUUGGACUUGGAAUAUUUGUGGACACUUACCCCAACGCUGACAAGAGCCAUGACAGGACAGAAACUGGAUCUCAGAGGGCUUUCCCAUAUGUGUCCGUGAUGCUGGGGAACGGGUCUCUGUCGUAUGACCACGACUAUGAUGGGCGCCACACUGAGCUCGGAGGAUGUACGGCCAUGACGCGCAACGCAAUCUACGACACGUUUCUCAUGGUCAGAUACUCCAAAAACAGACUCACGCUCCUGGUGGAUGUCGAUGGUAAGCAGGAAUGGAAAGACUGUGCUGACAUCACAGGACUUCGGCUACCGACAGGCUACUUCCUCGGUGCCUCCUCUGCUACUGGAGACCUGUCAGAUAACCAUGACAUUAUCUCCAUGAAGUUGUACCAGCUGACAGUAGAGCGGAGUCCUGAGGAGGAGGAAGAGGAAGAAGAGGAGGUCACCAUCCCCAGAGUUGACAACAUGGAACAGUUUGAAGUGGAAGUCCAGGAGGAAGGGAUGGGCGGAGUCCAGUUCUUCUUCACGGUCCUCUUCUCCGUCCUGGGCCUGGGCGUGCUGGCAGUGGUAGGGCUGGUUGUUUAUGGCCGCUGGAAGGAAAACAGGCGCAAACGUUUCUAUUGAUCAGAGAACAACCGUUCCAGAUAUUGUUUUCUUAAUCAACAUAUAUCACAACAAUGCAAAGACUCCCAUAGCUUUACUGAACAAUCCAAUCAAAUGAGCUGAAUGAACAACAUCAUGGGUGCCACGCCCAGAUCCAAGAGAAACUAAAAAUGUGAAGAGAUGAAUGAAUGGCUGAGCCGGCUGUGAAAAGAGAAAAAAGAUAAAGCUGCUUUCAUGGAAUUUCUUCUGUUAAAAUAAGCUCAUCUCAACUGAAAGCACAGAGGGUCUGCACUAACCGAUACACUAGGUGUAAAAUAUUUGUGUUUCUGGUCUCACUUCUUUACUGCCGGGAAGAGACGAACAUUAACCUUAAAUCAACUCCAAAAUCAUAGAUGCUGUGUGUAGAUAACUGACAUGUUUUAGGAUUUUAUGGAACUACCGACGUGUGUGUAGUUCCCUCUUACUGCCACUGGGUGCUGCCAGCGAGCAGCUGUCAUGUGAGGUGGAGAAGCUGUGAAGACCGAUCAACCUGUGGAUCAUCGUAGACUUCGUCUUUCUGCACUGAAACAGUCACACUGGACUGAGCUGCCAUGUAUGUAACGAGCCAGGGGAACGUUUCUAUCAGGUUAAAUGGGUUUAUGUUAGUCGUUUGUCAAUGUUUGGUCAAUGAAACAUGGUAUGUUCUACGUUAAAGGAAGCAGUGUUUGAAGUGCCCAGCUAGGACCAAUAAAGACAAGCUCUUCUUUAGUCCUUCUCAGUCUGAGCUCCUCUUGUAUUCUCUGUUUGACAUCACAACUUAUUACAGUGUUAUACUGGUGGAAAUGUUUAUCCCAACUCUCCUUAUCACCAAAUAUGGUCUAUUCUGCCCUACAAAGACGAACUGCAGUAACUACAUUUUUGGUCAAAAUUGAGUUAUAACUAAAAAUGAACUCCUUGAUGUUUGUUUUAUCUUGUGACAAAGUUUUAGAUUUCAUUUUUUCUUUUUUUCAGAGAAAUAAUUAUAUAACCUGUAGGUAACCUGUGAGCGAGCAGCGUUAUGUUGGAGCUGACAACCGCAAACAUU